Messenger RNA from Populus nigra (black poplar), 1618 nucleotides. Its product is annotated as 26S proteasome regulatory subunit 8 homolog A-like. Gene Ontology annotation, biological process: proteasome-mediated ubiquitin-dependent protein catabolic process. The record is from RefSeq and is a predicted model, not a curated record. The coding region runs from base 75 to 1355 and encodes 426 amino acids. Gene Ontology annotation, molecular function: proteasome-activating activity; ATP binding; ATP hydrolysis activity. Gene Ontology annotation, cellular component: proteasome regulatory particle, base subcomplex. The transcript has 9 exons. Lineage: Eukaryota; Viridiplantae; Streptophyta; Magnoliopsida; Malpighiales; Salicaceae.
UUACCAGAAAAGAAACCUUUAAAUUAAAUAACGAUAUCUGCAACAAAAACAAAAAAAAAAAUCAAUCAAUCGCGAUGGCAACUGUAGGAGUGGAGAGGAAGCAACAGCAGCAAACAGAAUCAACGAUGACGAUGAUAGCGGAGGAGGGCUGCUCGGCGAAAACGGGAGCGGCGAGGCAAGGAGAGGGUUUGAAGCAGUACUAUCUCCAACACAUCCAUGAGCUUCAGCUCCUUGUCCGCCAAAAAUCCCACAAUCUUAAUCGCCUCGAAGCGCAACGCAAUGGCCUUAAUUCCAGAGUGAGGAUGCUUAGAGAAGAGUCGCAGCUACUUCAAGAGCCUGGGUCAUAUGUUGGUGAAGUUGUCAAAGUAAUGGGGAAGAACAAGGUGUUAGUUAAGGUUCAUCCAGAGGGGAAGUAUGUUGUUGAUAUUGAUAAAAGUAUUGAUAUCACAAAGAUCACUCCAUCAACAAGGGUUGCCCUUCGCAAUGACAGCUAUGUUCUUCACUUGAUCUUGCCAAGCAAAGUGGAUCCUUUGGUCAACCUCAUGAAGGUUGAAAAAGUUCCAGAUUCCACCUAUGACAUGAUCGGUGGUCUUGAUCAACAAAUUAAAGAGAUUAAGGAGGUCAUUGAACUUCCAAUCAAACACCCUGAAUUGUUUGAGAGUCUUGGAAUUGCUCAACCAAAGGGUGUUCUCCUUUAUGGACCUCCUGGCACAGGAAAAACUCUACUGGCCAGGGCAGUGGCUCAUCACACUGACUGUACUUUCAUCAGGGUUUCUGGUUCUGAAUUAGUUCAGAAAUACAUUGGAGAAGGCUCUAGAAUGGUCAGAGAGCUUUUUGUUAUGGCAAGAGAGCAUGCUCCAUCAAUCAUUUUCAUGGAUGAAAUUGAUAGUAUUGGAUCCGCUCGAAUGGAAUCUGGCAGUGGCAAUGGUGACAGUGAGGUGCAGCGUACUAUGCUGGAGCUCCUCAAUCAGCUAGAUGGAUUUGAAGCAUCAAACAAGAUCAAGGUUUUGAUGGCUACAAAUCGGAUUGAUAUUCUGGAUCAAGCUCUCCUUAGGCCAGGAAGAAUUGACAGGAAGAUUGAAUUUCCAAAUCCCAACGUGGAUUCACGUUUUGAUAUCGUGAAAAUCCAUUCAAGAAGGAUGAAUUUAAUGCGUGGGAUUGAUAUGAAGAAGAUAGCUGAGAAGAUGAAUGGGGCAUCUGGUGCAGAGCUCAAGGCGGUGUGCACUGAGGCUGGAAUGUUCGCUCUAAGAGAGAGAAGGGUCCAUGUUACACAAGAAGAUUUUGAGAUGGCUGUAGCAAAGGUCAUGAAGAAGGAGACGGAGAAGAACAUGUCAUUGCGGAAGCUCUGGAAAUAAAUCUGUUUCUGUAACUUGCUGUGUUUUCUGUUUUUUUUUUCUCCCCUAUGAAAAUGUCUCAAGAAUCGAAUAGGGGAGCAAUUUAGAGCAUUGAAUAUUUACGCCACUGGAUUUCCUGCCUGGACCUUGUCAGCACCAUGCACAUGAUUUCUUUCACGAGAUCAAGGGAUGGGCAUGGAAUUGUUGUGUUUUGAAAGAGUUGUUCGUGUAUUGUCUUUGUAAUCCUGAAUGCCUGAUGGGAAUUAUUUAUUUCUUCUUGAUUA